This is a messenger RNA of Peronospora matthiolae, 726 nucleotides long. The record is from the annotation of a GenBank genome assembly. Lineage: Eukaryota; Oomycota; Peronosporomycetes; Peronosporales; Peronosporaceae.
AUGCAUCUUCGUGGAGUUUUCCGUGCGGCAAAACUGCCAAGGGACCAAGAUGGAUCGAUCGAGAAGUACAAGGCGCGCCUUGUUUCCAAGGGCUUCAAGCAGAAGUACGGCAUCGACUACACAGAGACGUUCUCGCCCUUGGUAAAGUACGUGACACUGCGUAUGGUGAUCGCGAUCACCAAGUAUUUCGACUGGCCACAGGACCAACUCGAUGUGGUGACAGCCUUUCUCUACGGAGUGAUGAAGGAGAAGGUGUACUGCGUGAUACCAGAAGGCGUCGAGAUGGAUGGCGACUUCGACUGUCUCGAGUUGGUGAAGGCGAUCUACGGUCUCAAGCAAGCUUCACGUGUGUGGAACGAGACUUUCGACGAGUUCGUAUGCUCUAUCGGUUUCGAGGCGUCGGCGUUCGACCCAUGUCUCUACAUCAAGGUUGUCGACGGUCACUGUGUGCUCGUGCUGGUCUACGUGGAUGACGUGUUGGUCACCGGCAGCUCGCUCGAGUUGAUUGCGCAGACGAAGGCCGACCUCAAGACGCGUUUCGAGAUGACCGACAGUGGCAAGUGUACUUUUGUACUGGGCAUCGAGCUGGUGGACGAAUCGGAUGGAAGCGUGACGAUGUGCCAGCGACGGUAUGUCAACGACAUCCUCAAGCGCUUCGGCAUGGAUGAGUGCAAGGCCAUAGCAAGUCCGGUCGAAUUUGAGUACUCGGCUUGUCGCAAGCAGUGA